UGUCAUUUUCUAUCAAAUAUCAUGUUACUUGUCAAACAGAUGCUAGAAAUUAAUUUUAUGAACCCAAGAUUUCUUCAGUAGAUUUAUGUUGUUAAUCUUUUUGCUGGUUUGUUUAUUCAAGACAUAUGAAGCACAAUAUAGAGAUGAGAGAUGUAAAUGUAUAUUUCCAUGCCCACCUCCUCCAAACUCUACUCUCAGUCCCAAAAACUUUAGACAAAUUUAUAUAGGCAAUAUACCAGCUAGUAAAUGUAAUUGUAUUGAUGUCAGAUCAAUUGUCAUCUUUUACAAAGAAAUUCAACAUUGUUCAAAGUGUGAAUGUAAAUAUCAAUAUAGAAACACAUUUACUAUUAAAGUUGUAGUUAUAUUUAUUAUAUCAUUGCUCUCUUCUCUCUUCCUAUAUAUGCUCUUUUUAUUAUGUCUUGAUCCAAUGAUAAACAAACCUAGUCCAGAUUUCUAUACAGAAUAUCACAAUGAAGGCGAUGACUCUACUGCAAUUAUUAAUUAUAGAAGUGGUGGCAUCUCACAUUCUAUGGGAAUUUAUGAUAAUGUGUUUUGUAGAGUGGGCCUGCACAAGGAUAAAUGGAAGGGUCAGGUUCAAGAACAAAGAAAGAAUGUUUUUGAUAAGCAUACAAUGUUAAAUUAAAUUUUAUUACACAUCUUAUGUUAUAUAUAUAUAUUAUUUAUAUAGACUUAAUGUUAAUACAAGUGAAUUGUUCAUUUAUUAAAUAAAAAUGA
Messenger RNA from Gordionus sp. m RMFG-2023, 735 nucleotides. Its product is annotated as putative protein 2. The coding region runs from base 86 to 643 and encodes 185 amino acids. Lineage: Eukaryota; Metazoa; Nematomorpha; Gordioida; Chordodea; Parachordodidae. The record is from RefSeq and is a predicted model, not a curated record. Gene Ontology annotation, cellular component: lysosomal membrane. The transcript is spliced from 5 exons.